Messenger RNA from Amblyraja radiata (thorny skate), 1418 nucleotides. RefSeq names its product chromosome 7 C7orf57 homolog (gene c7h7orf57). The transcript is spliced from 10 exons. NCBI's taxonomy places the organism in Eukaryota, Metazoa, Chordata, Chondrichthyes, Rajiformes, Rajidae. Bases 157 to 1125 code for a protein of 322 amino acids. The record is from RefSeq and is a predicted model, not a curated record.
ACGGUUUGAGGCCGUUGCUAUGGCUACGUUCCGGGCAGCGGCCGGUGGAAACAUUGGGGCGAAGUCGUUGGCGGAGGCGGCUAGGAGGAGGCGACCCCCGAUCACAGCAGCUGCAGCUCAGUUUCAGAUUAAUCUAUCAUCAAUUGAAGGAGAAUAAUGAAUGACUGUAAAAUCAUUGAUCAAUCUGAACAAUUGAAAACCAUGUCACAAUUAAAAGAUGAAAAUUCCAAUAAUAAACAACGCGAAACGUCACUGAUGCCUGGUCUUGGAUACAUGACAACUGGCGAGGAACGAUUCCGAGGUCGCCGUAAUGUUGUAUUUGACUCUGAUUCUGACUAUGUGAAGUUGGCAAAGAGAGGGGGUCUGCCAGAUUUAUUGACUUUUGGUGACAUGUCCCUGAAACCUACUUUGGCUUCCUUCAGGAAACCUGAGUGGUUGACUUCUGAAUCUUCACUCCAAGGAAACGAUCAGACAUUCCAGAAGAACUUUUCACAUUCCAUGUCUCAAGACACAGUCCAAGAUGAAUACGAGAGCAGAAACAACAACCCUUCACCCAUUGAGGCAGCUGACCGAUAUUUACAUGAGAAGCAAGAAAAUCAAGAAGAGUCAGAAUACCUUAAGUCAGGGACUCCUGAUAGCAGAAGGCAGCGGGAUGGAAAUACACCAUCACAGCUUCAGACAGAGACCAUGAUGUUAGGUACUGAAACAAAUCCGCAAAUGAUGCUGUCUGCCAUGUCAGUAAACCGAGCAACCAAUAGAUUUACACGUAGAAAGGAACCUCCGGUUAGCAUGCAGAAGCUACUUAGUUUUGGCUAUGCCGAUGAUUGGUUUUCUGGACGCAAGGAUGUGAAAACCACCAAAGAACAAAAUAUGGGUUCUGGAGGAGGUGAUGCAGAGCAGACUUCAAAUAUAGAAGAGCAUUCAGUUGCUGCGAAAGAUGACUCUUUGCUGGAGGGAAAUCUGCCCACGUACCGAGGGAAAAGGACGACUGGUAUUAGAGGAAGUGGGAAGAACAAAGCCACUCCUGAAAAUGAUUCCUUCUUCAAAAUCUUUGGCGAGCACAGGCUUAAAGAUCUUCCGGGGAAUGUGGAGAACCGUUUGCAGUCAGAAAUUGCUCUUGCCUGAAAAGUGGCAGACUGAUGGAAUAUAAUCAGUAAAUUAAUAUAAAAGUAUUGCACGUUUUUGAAACAUCGUUGUCAUCUGAUGGAUACCCCAAACAACUGAAUAUUACACAAACAUAAAUAAUUAAUUCAAGUUCAAGUCGCUGAUUUAAUAUCAGCUACAUUUUUUAGUUGAAUAUAUUAAUUUAAAUAAAUACAACAUUUUUAUUGCAUUGUUUAACAUUUAAUUAAAGUAUGAUUAUUUUGUGGAGAUUGUUCAAACAUUGAUGUUUAAUUCAGUAAUAAAACAAAAUAAAU